Molecule: messenger RNA, 1603 nt
Organism: Ziziphus jujuba (common jujube)
Lineage: Eukaryota; Viridiplantae; Streptophyta; Magnoliopsida; Rosales; Rhamnaceae
Exons: 12
Coding region: 188-1468 (426 amino acids)
Source: RefSeq, a predicted model, not a curated record
UUUCUGAAAAUACGGGCACACGGUUCAAAUGAAAUUCCGUGAAGAACUUCUUCUAAACCUAAUAAAAUAAAUAUAAAGUCAUAAAAUUGUAAAAAAGAUUAAAAAAAAAAAAAAUUUAAAAAAUUGAAAAUAUUAAAUAGGAGGCGAAGAAGGGAAGAUCAUCUUCAAGAGUGGAGUGGAAGUGGGUAUGUUGUUGACGGUGGGAAUGUGGGGUUUAAACUGCGCAACCUCUGCUUAUCCUACACCACCUGCUCUUAAAGCUUCCAUUCCCAUGGCUACACUUCGUUCAAGCUCUUCACCACCACCCUCUCUUCCUAUCAAUCAUCGUUAUCAUCGCAUUGACAGUCCCUUUGUUUCAGAGGUUGUGGAAGCGGUAGACUCCUUGUAUGCAGAGUUUAAAGCUGUGGAUAAUUUGGUGGCACACAAUACCACCCGUGUUCUUAAAGCUUUCCAAAAUGCUCGAGUUGGAUAUCAUCACUUCGGCGGAUGCACUGGUUAUGGUCAUGAUGAAGCUGGGGGACGUGAGGCACUUGACCAAGCUUUCGCAGAAAUAGUUGGCGCUGAAUCAGCAAUAGUUCGUUCUCAGUUUUUUUCAGGAACUCAUGCAAUAACUUGUGCUUUGUUUGCUUUUCUAAGGCCAGGAGAUGAGCUUUUGGCAGUUGCUGGUCCUCCGUAUGACACCUUAGAGGAAGUUAUUGGAAAAAGGGACUCUCAUGGUAUGGGAUCCCUGAAUGACUUUGGAGUAAAAUACCGAGAAGUUUCACUUGCUAAGGAUGGUGGACUUGACUGGGAAAAUCUUAGGACUUCUUUGAGACCUGAAACAAAAUGUGCACUCAUACAGAGAUCAUGUGGUUACUCCUGGCGUAAGAGUUUAAGUGUUUAUGAGAUAGAGAAAGCAAUAAAGAUAAUCAAGAUGCAGAAUCCUAACUGCUUGGUCAUGGUGGAUAAUUGUUAUGGUGAAUUUGUGGAAAGCAUUGAACCUCCGAUGGUGGGUGCAGAUUUGAUUGCUGGUAGUUUAAUUAAAAAUCCGGGUGGAACUAUAGCACCAUGCGGUGGUUAUGUUGCUGGGAGGGAGAGGUGGGUAAAAGCUGCUGCAGCUCGUCUAUCUGCCCCAGGGCUUGGCAUUGAUUGUGGCGCAACUCCUGGAGAUGUUAUGCGAUCAUUUUUCCAAGGACUGUUCCUUUCUCCUCAAAUGGUGGGCGAGACGAUCAAGGGAACCCUUCUAAUUGCUGAAGUUAUGGCUUCGAAAGGAUACAAAGUACAGCCACUUCCUCGUGUUCCUCGCCAUGACACAGUACAGGUUAUUUUACUUUUAUAUGUUAUCCUCGCCAUGACACAGUACAGGCUGUACAGCUUGGAAACCGUGAGCGUCUCCUUGCUUUCUGUGAGGCUGUACAAAGAAGCUCCCCAGUUGGUUCAUAUGCUAAACCGGUGGCUGGAGCAACUCCUGGAUAUGCAUCAGAGGUAAUCUUUGCUGAUGGAACCUUCGUUGAUGGUAGUACAAGUGAGCUUUCAUGUGAUGGACCUUUAAGGGAGCCAUUUGCCGUAUUUUGCCAGGGUGGCACCCACUGGACUCAAUGGGGACUAGUACUUGGAGAGGUUU